UCUUCUUUGGUUUUUCAUCCAUGGGUCGGUUACCAGCCAAUAGCAGGGAGGAGAAUUCUCCUCAAGAGCAGCAACAACACUCAAACGCAAACCACAUGCCUAGGCCUAACCUUAAUGUGCUCAUUCCACAACCCCGACUCCCCAUCAAUAGGCCUGAUGAAAUAAUUCUGGUCCCUAAUAAUUUUCGAGAUCCAUACUUAAGCAGUGAUGAUAGUGAUAGUGAAUAUAAAAAUGAUGAAUAUUUUGGAGACGAAGAUUCUGAAGACAAUGAACAAGAAGAGGUGGUGGAUUAUUAG
This is a messenger RNA of Gossypium raimondii (Peruvian cotton), 296 nucleotides long. RefSeq lists its product as uncharacterized. Lineage: Eukaryota; Viridiplantae; Streptophyta; Magnoliopsida; Malvales; Malvaceae. The transcript has 3 exons. The coding region runs from base 21 to 296 and encodes 91 amino acids. The record is from RefSeq and is a predicted model, not a curated record.